AAGGGGCAGGUGGGUUUCAAAAAAGGCGCUCGUUGACUACGCGCUGAUGCUGCCGACGUCGCAGCGCGCGGCGCACUCGCUCGUGUUUACAGUGCGCCGACGUGCAUCGCCAUCCGACCAUGCUUUUGCAUUUCAACUCGUCUGCAGCCCAUCGAUUCCGCCCCCAGAUGAGCGAUUAACAGCGAAACAAGACGGAGAGGAAGAGGAGGAGGAGGAGCGAGCGGCAGUUUGGGAACAAACUGGAUCUUUUGCUCCAUCGCCUCUUUGAGGAGGCUGGCUGCGGCCUGUGGGUUGUCGGCGGAAGCCUCGGGCUGGAUUGGAAAUGUCGCAGCGGCGACGUGCUAGCUGUGAGACUGGGAGGUGAUGGCGGUCCAGACUGAGCUUCACCAAUACGACCAUCUGUCCCUGAUGAUGCGCGGCCUCCUGGCGCACGCCUGAACCUUCAACCUUUGUUGUCCCUCCAUCCCCUCCUCUUCCUCUCCUUGCCUCCUCCUUCCCCCAUAACUGCACCCAUCUCUCCGUGUGUACGAUCAGCAUACUUGAUUAUGGCAUGCUGCGGCCACUCUCUGGGCUCUCCGUGCACGCUGGCCUUGCUGGUGGGCUUCCAAUUUGCCUUUGUGCUCUACUUCUCCCUGGGGGGCUUCAGAGGCUUGGUGUCCGUCCUGGUGCACACCACAGAGCAAGAGUUUGACUACUCGCGACCCCACGACGUCUACACCAACCUCAGUCAUCUGAGAGCACCGCCUCCCCCACCUCGGAACGCUGGCACUGGCGCUCCCACGACAGGACCACCACUGGCAACCUGCCAGAUUGUGUCUCCUCUGUUGGUUGGGCCCGUAUCUGUCCAUCUUUCCUCACCUCUGACUUUGGAGGAAAUCAGAACGAAAAACCCCUUGGUGUUGCCCGGUGGACGCUACCGUCCACCGGACUGUGAGCCUCGGCACCACACUGCCAUCGUGGUACCGUACCGGAACCGACAGACACACCUUCUUGCUCUCCUCUACCACCUUCAUCCUUUCCUGCAAAGGCAACAGAUCCACUACAGCAUCUACAUCGUGCAACAGUGGGGGAACGGUACCUUCAACCGAGCCAAGCUGCUGAAUGUUGGCGUGCGGGAAGCUCUCCGAGAUGAAGACUGGAACUGCAUCUUCCUCCAUGAUGUUGAUCUGCUGCCCGAGAACGACCACAAUACCUACACUUGCCACAAACAGUUUCCCACACACCUGUCCGUGGCCAUGGACAAGUUCAAAUACAGGCUACCAUACCCACAGUAUUUUGGUGGGGUUUCUGCUGUGACUCCGGACCAGUACAUGAAGAUGAACGGCUUCCCCAACCAGUAUUGGGGCUGGGGGGGAGAGGAUGAUGACAUCGCAGCAAGAGUGCGUCUGUCUGGCAUGAAAAUUGUGCGCCCCCCAGUGGCCGUCGGUCAUUACAAAAUGAUCAAGCAUAGAGGAGACCGAGGGAAUGAGCAAAACCCACACAGAUUUGACCUCCUGAAAAGGACCAGACUCAACUGGCGCUCUGACGGCCUCAACUCUCUGACGUACGAGCUCCUCUCCAAAGAACAGGAACCUCUCUACACUAACCUCACUGUCAACAUCGGAGAAGAGCUCCAUCACCCUCAGGGGAAAACGGCGACCGCUCUGCAUCCACGUAGCGCCUCCAAGACCGGAGCCCUGGAUCAUCAGGAAACCAAGUUGUCAGAGAGCAAAGCAGCUGUUUUAGUAAAUGUCACUGUGACAAGACCUGAUGGCAUGAAGACAGAAGCUCCUCAGACAAAGGCAGCUAAUAAGAUGACACAGGCGAAAACAAAUGUGAAUGCUUCUCAUCUGUAGCACCAAAUGGCUUUUUUUCACUUUUUUUUUGUGGGAAUGCUUGCAGGACUUGAUGGGUGAGCCUGGGCUUUCUAGAACUAGACUGGGCCGAAUAAGUCAAAUCUCCCGCAAGUGAAUAACCCAGCUGCUAACCCGCAACUUCAUCUGGUGUGCUGUGAAAAAAAAAACAAAAAAAAAAAACGCGUGCCUUCUCUUUUAAAGCGCUUUUCUAAACUCGUACCGAGCAGAGAUUCAUCUGAUCUCUCUUGCCUUGUGGCAAACGUUCGAAAGCAAGGGAGGGUGCGAUUUCAAAGACUACAUGUUUGAUCCAGGGUUGCUGUUUUCUAUAAGUGUGCAUCAAGGUCACUAUAGAUUAUAUUUAUAUAGAGAAAUCUCUUUAUUUGUUUACCAGUUUAUAUUUUUUGUUGGGUGCCUCUCUCUUUGAGUUUUAGUUUCUAGACAAUCAAACCACAUAGGGGAACAGAUCGUUUAUUCUAUGACUCAGCAUAUAUUAGAUAUCAUGGCUGUCAGAUAAUCAUACACUGGGCAUGAUGCUGUAUUUGUUCGUGAUAGUACUGGAGGAAUGCUUCUUGAUAUUGUGGUGUUGUUCUCUUUACCACGUAAAAAAAAAAAAAAAAAGUAACCUUGCAGAUAUUAUAAGCGCAUCAUUCACGAUGUAGUGUCUAUAGUGUCCGAAUGUGGUUCCGUAUCAAAAGUGGCUACAUUGACACUUAAACACUGUGUAUUUACUCAGAUUGAAAGCAUCUUCAUCGAGGUUAUCUAUGUACAUGUCAGAUAACCAGCAGCAUGAAAUUGUGUCGAUGAGUUUGCAAAUCCAGUUGUUUUCAUUCAUUCAAACGGACGAAAGGGGAUUUGGAACAGAUAUUGAGAACAUUUAUAAGGAAGAUUUUACUGUAUUCGGAGUAUGGAUAUUUAUUUUUUAACUCAGCCAUUUUGAAUGUAACUUCGAAGUUUGACAGGAGGAGAAGGGUACUUUGUGUGUGUGUGCGCGCGGACGCGUGAGAGAGAGAGGGCGGGGCGUGCCGGUUGCAUAGUUUGCUGCUUUGCAUAAUGGUGAUUUGUUGAAAGACAUUAUUUCAAAUAUGAUGCUUUUAUUCAUGGUCUGCAAUUAUCGCAGUAGAGAUACCAAUUUGAAUGUAUCGAAUGAUUGUUUAUCAGUCGCUCGUGAGCUAAAUGGUUAGUUUAAUUGUAGACUAUGUCUGUCUCUCAUUGUGCCUAAACUCGCAUUAUCCGAGGCGUGCCGAUGGCUUUUUAAUCAGAGCUCAAGUGGCGCGGUGCCGAGUGGAGCCGAGGAUUGAAUGAAAGUGCGCCGUGUGUGACAUGAAUGUCAAGCAUAAAUGUUCACCAUUCACGGGAUUCAGCCAAUCAAAUAUGUGCGUUGCUCUGCGUGGAGGUUUUCCUCAAUUGCAUAACUUGAGAGAGCCUCUCAGUUUAAAGCUAUACACCUUCAUUCACAAUUCUGUCUGACUAAAAAAAAAAAAAAAAAAAAAAACAAGAGACAUCAGAGAAGUAUUCAUGAACGUAGUUUGAUAAAAGGAAUAUGUUUAUUGAGAAGUAUCCUUUUUAGAAACAGAGGUCGUUUACAUUACUUGACUUGUCUUGAAUAUUUACGUCCGUAUGUGAAACAUUUGUCAUUUGGUCAGCCUUGAGCAACAUAAUAACCAUUUAGUCGUUCAAAAAUGCAUUAUUAUACUAUGCUAUGUAAUAUCAACCGUGCUAUUCGCAAAUUUUGUGUUUACUUUGGGAUUGUCCUCAAAUUUUAUUAAGCGUGAAGUUUAUAUCAUGUAGCUCACCGGCUCUAAUAUUAAAGCGUGCACUGUCAAAUAAAAUGUAUCGAUGGACAUUGUAAUUGAGGCUUUGGUUUGACAUUACAUUUAUUUUGGUGGUUAGUUUGCAUAGAGUGCAACUGCACUGCAUAAUUCGGAGGACUCUCCAUUUGUUCAGCUGCCUGUACAAAAUAUCAGAAAUAGUGAGUUCUGCUUUGCUGCAGAUUAUGUGUAGUACAUACAUCCAUAACAACACUGGUAAACAGCAAUUUUUGAUCAGAGAUGGCGUUAUGUGUCCAUAAAUGUAUUGCACGUGCUGAUUUCGAACUUGUCUUUCCUUUUUUUUUUCUAACACACCAAGUUUGACUGAGAAAAGUUUAUGCAAUAUACAACUAAACAUCCAUUGUAAUUUACAUCUAUAUGACAGAAAAAAAAAUCCCGCCUGUUGCUGGACCUAACCCUUAAUUCGUAAAUAUCACUAUAUUACAUACCAUUAUUUUAUUGUUAUUGUUCAUAUGAAAGGCUUCUGUGCUAGAAAAAAAAAUUAGGGCAGUUUUGGAAUCAGCCCCAAAAAAUCAUCUCGAAAAGUUUACGAGCAUCUCUGAUCAAAAGAUGUACUAAAAAAAAUGUCUGACAGUGAUGUGACAGUCUCACCACGGCAUUUGUAAAAGCAGAUUCUUUUGUACAACUGUACAACUUAGUGACACUGCCGAUUGGAGCAAAUAAAGACUAAUUCUGUUCUGAA
Hippocampus comes (tiger tail seahorse) is the source of this 4346-nucleotide messenger RNA. It is a transcript of the gene b4galt3, whose product is annotated as UDP-Gal:betaGlcNAc beta 1,4- galactosyltransferase, polypeptide 3. NCBI's taxonomy places the organism in Eukaryota, Metazoa, Chordata, Actinopteri, Syngnathiformes, Syngnathidae. Gene Ontology annotation, cellular component: Golgi apparatus. Gene Ontology annotation, molecular function: galactosyltransferase activity. The transcript has 7 exons. Gene Ontology annotation, biological process: carbohydrate metabolic process; galactosylceramide biosynthetic process. Bases 546 to 1835 code for a protein of 429 amino acids. The record is from RefSeq and is a predicted model, not a curated record.